CGACGCUUGAACUGAAAAACGUCCACGCACGUUGGCGAACUUAUUACUACAGAAUUUCGCCAGGACAAAAUUAAAAAUUGCAGUUUUCCCUGUAAACAAAUUCGAGCUUCCCACCAUUGACUGCAGUGGGCCGGGUUGUCAGCUUCGUUUAUUAUUGGGUAAUAAGAUAGUUGCACAGUAAUACAGUAGAAAAUGGGUAAGUAACGAGUCCUUUUGCGUUAUGCGCUGUGCCAACAACCAUUUAGGGUUAAAUUUAAUCAUCUGCGAGUUGUCAAACGCUUACAACAGCUGUCACUGUUGUGUUCGACCUGUCAUUUCGCCAUGCCGACUGAAAUUGAGAAUUUGAAUCCAAGCGUUUACGCGAAGUGUAAGGAGCGCUCGGUGACCGAUGAGGAACAGAAUGAAGACGUCCCUGAUCCGUUUGAUCAGCGUGAAGUAUUUGACCUCAUUCGCGUUAUUAACGAUCCCGAGCAUCCCCUGACGUUGGAGGAGUUGCACGUUGUCCAGCAGGACCUUAUAACUGUCGACGAUGCAAACAACGAAGUAAAAGUGUAUUUUACUCCUACCAUCCCGCAUUGCAGCAUGGCUACCUUGAUUGGGCUGUCCAUCCGUGUUAAACUCCUGCGAUCGCUCCCACCAAGAUUUAAAGUGUCGGUGGAGAUCACGCCUGGCACACACGCUUCGGAAAAGGCCGUCAACAAACAGUUAGCGGACAAGGAACGGGUGGCAGCCGCACUAGAGAAUGCGCACCUAAUCGAAGUAAUAAAUCAAUGCAUCGCGUCCUCAUAGACUUGGUCCUCAAAUCAAACAAAACAAUAUUUUCUCACUUAGCUUUGUUUAUUGUACGUAACACUCAUUUAGUAAAGUAAUAAACACUUUAACGACUAA
This is a messenger RNA of Hermetia illucens (black soldier fly), 888 nucleotides long. RefSeq names its product MIP18 family protein galla-2 (gene galla-2). Gene Ontology annotation, biological process: iron-sulfur cluster assembly. The coding region runs from base 322 to 789 and encodes 155 amino acids. The transcript is spliced from 3 exons. Gene Ontology annotation, cellular component: cytosolic [4Fe-4S] assembly targeting complex. Lineage: Eukaryota; Metazoa; Arthropoda; Insecta; Diptera; Stratiomyidae. The record is from RefSeq and is a predicted model, not a curated record.